UUGAAGUAAAUUCAAUCGGUGCGUUGAAAGUAUAUCACAGGCAGAGUUGAUUUUCUUUCCCGGAGCUCUCUAAAAUGCUUCGCAAUUCCCACAGUAAAGUACAAUCCGCAGCUAGCAGUGAAUCAUAGUAGUUUGAUAGAAUUGAAUACAGGCAAGAAUUGAGUAUAGUUCUUCACUCGCACCCGUAUUUAUACCCACUGCUGUUUCUAAUAUAUGAUGCAAACUUUUCUUAGUUUGGCUUUUGAUGUUACCAAUGUCUUCCGUAUUGGAUAUUAUUUCCGCUUACAUGAAGCUGAUAAGCUGAUAAAUCAAGAUCUAAUAAUCUUCCCUCUUUUCAAACAUACAAGCUUACAUACAUGGUACAACGUUGUUUGAAUUAUAAGAUCAAAGCAUUUCAUACCUGUAUAUAUGUGUAAGAAAAUGAAAUGUGAUAAGAGAUAUUAUGCGCUAGGGUGGAUAUUGUAUCCGAACCAAAUUUGAGUGAAUAUCCCUGGAUGACACAUGUAAUAAGGUUGUGGAGUUAAGACUAAAACGGAGUGGAUGAAGUUGGCUGUUUAUCCGUAUUUAAAUCUAGAAAAAGGCACAAUACAGCAGAACAAAGAUAGUCAAGAAACUCCCACUUCACUGUACCUGACCAAAGACAGAAGAACGGAGAGAGAGAGAACAGAAUCCAUCAUGGGAAGCAUUAAUCCCCCUCAGAUCCUCGACAUCCGUCGAAGCAAAUUUGAAGAGUCUAUCCCAAAACAAGUUGAGGCAGGACUGUUAUCUAGCCCAAAGACCCUUCCGGCACUUCUUUUCUAUAGCACCGAAGGAAUACAACAUUGGAAUCGCCAUUCCCAUGCGUCUGAUUUUUAUCCCAGACAUGAAGAAAUCCAAAUUUUAAAAGACAAGGCCACAGAUAUGGCGGCAUCGAUUGCAGAUGGGAGUGUUGUUGUUGACCUCGGAAGCGCGAGCCUGGACAAAGUCAUACACCUUCUGGAGGCCCUGGAAGCUGCUCGGAAGAAAGUCACCUACUAUGCGCUGGAUUUGAGCUUUUCAGAGCUCACCUCGACCUUACAAACCAUACCGACCGAUCAAUUUGUUCAUGUACAGUUCUCUGCCCUUCAUGGCACAUUUGAUGAUGGCCUCCAGUGGCUAAAAGAAACCCCUGUUAUCCGGGACCAACCACACUGCCUUUUGCUGUUUGGAUUAACAAUCGGAAAUUUUUCCCGCCCAAACGCCGCAAAAUUUUUGCAUAAUAUUGCCUCUCACGCUCUUGUCGGGUCUCCUUCACAGAGCUCCAUUCUACUCACACUAGAUAGCUGCAAGGUCCCUACCAAAGUUAUCCGGGCCUACACAGCAGAGGGUGUCGUUCCGUUCGCAUUGGAGUCACUCAAGUAUGGCAACACUCUCUUCCACCAGAAUGUUGGGGAAAACGUCUUCGAUCCUGAGGAUUGGUAUUUCCUCAGUGAGUGGAAUUACGUUCUUGGAAGACAUGAAGCAUCAUUGGUCCCUCGAUCAAAAGACAUCAAGCUCGGGCGGCCUCUGGACAAAAUUGUGGUAGGCAAACACGAGAAGGUUCGCUUUGGAUGCAGUUACAAAUUCGACUCUGAGGAACGGAAGGAGCUCUUUGAGACUGCUGGGUUACGCGAUGUGAAGUCGUGGUCGAAGGAAGGCUGUGAUGUGGCAUUCUACCAGUUGAAAUGUUGUCCAAACUAA
Trichophyton rubrum CBS 118892 is the source of this 1698-nucleotide messenger RNA. RefSeq lists its product as uncharacterized. Lineage: Eukaryota; Fungi; Ascomycota; Eurotiomycetes; Onygenales; Arthrodermataceae. The record is from RefSeq and is a predicted model, not a curated record. The coding region runs from base 541 to 1698 and encodes 385 amino acids. The transcript is spliced from 2 exons. Gene Ontology annotation, molecular function: methyltransferase activity.